Messenger RNA from Elephantulus edwardii (Cape elephant shrew), 1080 nucleotides. RefSeq names its product PDZ and LIM domain 2 (mystique) (gene PDLIM2). Gene Ontology annotation, biological process: muscle structure development; heart development; actin cytoskeleton organization. The transcript is spliced from 10 exons. Bases 16 to 1080 code for a protein of 354 amino acids. The record is from RefSeq and is a predicted model, not a curated record. Gene Ontology annotation, cellular component: stress fiber; filamentous actin; adherens junction. Lineage: Eukaryota; Metazoa; Chordata; Mammalia; Macroscelidea; Macroscelididae. Gene Ontology annotation, molecular function: actin binding; muscle alpha-actinin binding.
CUGAGUUCCACAGGUAUGGCGCUGACAGUGGAUGUGGUGGGACCUGCGCCCUGGGGCUUCCGCAUCACGGGGGGCAGAGAUUUCCACACCCCCAUCAUAGUGACCAAGGUAACCGAACGGAGCAAAGCUGAAGCUGCUGACCUCCGGCCUGGUGACAUCAUUGUAGCCAUCAAUGGAGAGAGUGCGGAAGGCAUGCUUCACGUAGAGGCCCAGAGCAAGAUCCGACAGAGCCCCUCACCCCUGCGACUGCAGCUAGACCGGUCCCGCGCAGCCUCUCCCGGGCAGGCCAAUGGGGAGAGCUCCUUGGAACUGUUGGCUACUCGCUUCCAGGGCUCUGUGAGGACGCACAGUGACAGCCAGUCCUCCCUGCGGUCCUCCUACUCCAGCCCCACCUCCCUCAACUCCAGGCCGUGCAGCCCCUUCUCCAUCCCGCCCUCCACCAGCCCAAAUGCCCUGGCUGGAGAGGCCAUGCUCAGUCGCAGUUUCCAAAGUCCAGAACUCUCUCCGGGACUCGCUGCUGACCACUCAUUCUAUGGUGGCCGCCCCAGAAGUCAACAGGCCGGCCUCAGCGGCGCUGGCGACUCUGCUGUGCUGGUGCUGCCCCCCUCAUCCCCGCCUGCCUCACAUCCCCACAGUGUGGACUCAGAAGGGGGAGGCCAUCACCACCUAGAUGAGGACUCGGAAGUCUACAAGAUGAUGCAGGAAAAUCGUGAGGGGCGGGUGGCCCCCCGACAGUCCAGCUCCUUUCGGCUCUUGCAGGAAGCCCUGGAAGCUGAAGAGAGAGGUGGCAGCCCAGCCUUCCUGCCCAGCCCACUGAGUCCCCAGGACUCCCUGUCCACUGGCAGGGUGCUCACCACACCCCCGAAGCUCCACACGUGUGAGAAGUGCAGCACCAGUAUCGGGAACCAGGCUGUUCGGAUCCAUGAAGGCCGGUACCGACACCCUGGCUGCUACACCUGUGCAGACUGCGGGCUGAACCUGAAGAUGCGCGGGCACUUUUGGGUGAACGAUGAGCUGUACUGUGAGAAGCACGCUCGGCAGCGCUACACCCUGUCCUCCACCCUCAGCUCCCAGGCCUGA